GCACUCACACAACUAACCACUGCAGAGGACGAUGCCCUUCCUCCCUCCCCUACCUCUGCAAGCCAUCGCCGGUCUCUCAGGCGCAGCAGCCUGUAUAGCAGGCGCAUUCGGCACUCACACACUCCGCGCCCACCUCCCCCCCGCCUCCCUCGAAGCAUGGCAAACCGCAGCCCACUACCAGCUCAUCCACUCCCUCGCUCUCCUAUACGUCAGCACCCUCCCCCCCGCAGCUGCCCUCGUCCCUGGGUAUCUGUUCACUGCUGGGAUCGGACUGUUCUCGGGGACGAUUUAUGGGCUUACGGGGCUGCCGAAGGGGCAUACGGGGAGGAAGGUGCUUGGCCCGCUUACUCCCCUCGGGGGGAGCUUCUUGAUUGCUGGAUGGGUUGUCUUGGCUUUCACCAAAGGGAAGGUUAGGUUGGGUCGGUAGUUGCCGAAGCGGACGGGCGGGCAAGGGCGGGGUAUGUAGAGGAACAGGAUUUUAAGACUAAUGUACCGUA
Molecule: messenger RNA, 497 nt
Organism: Dacryopinax primogenitus
Lineage: Eukaryota; Fungi; Basidiomycota; Dacrymycetes; Dacrymycetales; Dacrymycetaceae
Product: DUF423-domain-containing protein
Exons: 2
Coding region: 32-427 (131 amino acids)
Source: RefSeq, a predicted model, not a curated record